Molecule: messenger RNA, 1257 nt
Organism: Lodderomyces orthopsilosis Co 90-125
Lineage: Eukaryota; Fungi; Ascomycota; Pichiomycetes; Serinales; Debaryomycetaceae
Exons: 1
Coding region: 1-1257 (418 amino acids)
Source: RefSeq, a predicted model, not a curated record
AUGACUUCACUUACAGGAUUUCUCAUCAUUCUCAGUCUUCCAUUUAGACUUCUUUGGGUUGCCAUCAAAUACCCCUUUGACGGAGGUGCAAAGGGUAAAUACCACAAUAGUUUAGCUAAGGCUAUAAAAUUGACAAUUUGCAAAUUUGCUAUAUCAUUGUCAGUUCAAGAUAGUUCACUUUUAGCCCUCAUCAAUACGAACUUUGUGAUCAAUACAAUCGUCAAGACAUUCUACCCCAGUUUGACUAAAUUAAACAAUUACGGUAAACGGUAUAAUAAGCAGAGCAUUUGGCUUGUGGAAGCUGAAGACAGAUCCAAAUCUGAUCCCAUUAUCAUUUUCUGUCACGGUGGUGGAUACUUUCUUGAAACUCAACCUCAACAAAUUGAAUCAUUAUUGACAGUGUACUAUUUACUUGAUGAAGAGAAAAGAAGCAAGACAUCAAUAUUAGUGCUUGAAUAUGGUUUAGCUUGUCACGGACGACUCAUAGGUACUCAAGUGCACGAGCUAGCUGCGACAUAUAGCAAGUUGGUCUUGGAAGGAAAUGACAAUUUUGUUUUGAUGGGAGACUCUUGUGGUGGAAAUUUGGUGAUUGUCUUUUUGCAAUACUUGAAACACCAACAAAAAGUGCCUCAACUACCUUGGCCAAGGUCUUUAGUGUUGAUCUGUCCAUGGGUAAAGAUUGUACCUGAUCAAGUUCAACUUACGCCUGGACACUCGUACCAUGACAAUGAAAAGUAUGACAUGGUUCAGUCAAACUUUAUGCUUGACCCGGAACGACAAAAUGCCCUAUUUGGUGAUACAAAGCAUGCCGAUCUUUUCAUAUCGCCAGGGAAUGUUGAAUACAAAGUUAGCGACUGGAGUGACAUUCCGACUUUACACAAAAAAGGAUAUUCUACAUUUGUAAUUACAGGUGAACAUGAGGUGUUUCGCGAUGAUACGUUGGAGUGGGCCAAAUAUGCCUUAGGUUCUCCUUUGGAGCCAUCGAAACAGGAUUCAGGUGGUCAAUUCAACUCCAACAUACAUGAAUUCAAGUCUGAUGGUGAGAAGGGUGCAUAUGUCGAUGUGGUGAUUGAACCGUGGGGUAUACAUGAAUCUGUCAUAUUUUUCGAGCAUGCUGCUAUUGGUGAAUUAAAAAAGUUUCCACAUUUACAAUUGAAGGAUUUGGACCCAGAGGAGUAUUUUGGUAUUGUCAGGAUUACCGAAUACUUGAAUAAGACAUUGGUGGUGAAAGAUGACAAAGAAGGAGAGAAGUUUUGA